AUGGCUCCCACCAUGUCUCUUUCCCGAAGUGCUUUGAAGAAUGUGCAUCUGCCGUAUAUGGUUCAACACCCCGAGCCGACUGAUUACAGUACUGCCAUGAAGCAAGCUGUUGAAGGCUACGACCGUGCCAGGCAAAUGAUUGCAUUCCUCUUCGACAUCCUGGAUUACGAGUCGUCCGUUCCCCAGAAGUUUACACUCGAAGAGAAGAGGGAAAAAUAUACUUGGAGCCGCUCGGGCGGAUUCCCUCCGCAUCUCGCUAUCAUCCCUGAAGCGGUAGCCGUCCCCUCCUACGUCAUUUUCAGCCCAGUGCGCCUUGCUCAAACGCUGUCGAUUCUGAGUGGAAUUCAGUCCAACGAUCGCCUCGCACCGGGCCCCGAGCAGAACACAAUGGAGAAGCUGACCAAAUGGAACGCGGAGAGACAUAAGAACCAGGGAGGGAUAAAAAAUAUGUAUAACGAACCGAACAUUGGGUUGAGGGAUGAUUGGUACACCGACGCCGUCUUCGCCCAGCAAUUCUUCACCGGCACAAAUCCUACGACAAUCACCCUCGCCAGCGAUACGUGGAUGAAGGCGUUCACGGAGGAGGCAGCGUCUCAAGGGAAACGUGACGUGAUUUCCCUGUUCAGAUCUGCUCCUCCCAACUCGUUCUACGUUCAGGAUUUCAGCGACUUCAGGGCUAGGAUGGGGGCAAAACCCGACGAAGAACUAUGUGCCAGCUCGGACGGCGGCGUCAAGCGGUAUGCUUGCGCGGCGGUCGCGCUGUUCUACCUCCCCCCAACUGGAGAAUUGCAUCCAUUGGCCAUCAUCCCCGACUACAAAGGCAGCAUGACCGCCUCUAUCACUCUUUUCAACAAACGUGUCGAUCCAUCCGACGCAUCCGUAGACCAGGCUAACGACUGGCCAUGGCGCUAUGCCAAAACAUGUGUCCUUUCUGCGGAUUGGGUACUCCAUGAGAUGAUCAUCCAUCUCAACAACACACAUCUUGUAGAAGAGGCGGUGAUCGUAGCUGUGCAACGCACGCUCCCCGAUUCGCACAUCGUUUUUCGGCUUCUGGAACCCCACUGGGUCGUCACCUUGUCCCUCAACGCACAAGCCCGCAGUGUCCUCGUUCCCGAAGUCGUUGUCCCAGUCGCCGGGUUCAGCGAGCCUCGUAUCUUGCAGUUCGUUGGACAAGCGUUCACCAACUUCGAUUGGAAAGCCUUGUAUGUCCCAACAGACCUCGAAUCCCGCGGAUUUCCACUCGACCGACUUGAUGACGAUAAAUUCCACAAUUACGCGUAUGCGAGGGAUAUCAAGGACAUGUGGAUGGCAUUGAGGAAGUUCGUGUCGUCUGUACUCAGGGAUGGGAAGUAUUACCCGGACAAUAGCGCUGUGGCUGCCGACGCGCAAAUUCAGGAUUGGUGCGAUGAAAUGCGAUCUGAGAAGGGGGCUGGGAUGAAGAAAUUCCCAGAGUCGAUCUCCACGCUCGACGACUUGAUUGACAUGGUCACCAUGUGCAUUCACAUCGCAGCGCCUCAGCACACUGCCGUCAACUAUCUCCAGCAAUACUACCAGACGUUCGUACCCAACAAGCCAUCGGCAUUGUUCUCCCCACUCCCCACUUUGUUGUCCCAACUCGAAAGUUACACAGAAAGCGACUUGAUGGCCGCCCUACCUCUUGGGGCUAAACAAGACUGGCUCCUCAUGGCACAGGUUCCAUAUCUGCUAUCCAAGGAAGUCGAACAAGAUGGUAAUAUCGUCACCUACGCUGGCACGGCUUCAAACAACGAAGACCCAAUCAUUGCGGCCGCAGGCAAAGAGUUAUCGGCCGAUCUGGACAUUCUUGCGGGCGUUUUCUUGAAGAACAGCGAGAAAUUAGAUGAUCAGAACACGGCGUACAAUGUUCUUGCACCUGAUCAACUCGCGAAUGCGAUUGUGAUUUAG
Messenger RNA from Pleurotus ostreatus (oyster mushroom), 1923 nucleotides. RefSeq lists its product as uncharacterized. Gene Ontology annotation, biological process: lipid oxidation. The record is from RefSeq and is a predicted model, not a curated record. NCBI's taxonomy places the organism in Eukaryota, Fungi, Basidiomycota, Agaricomycetes, Agaricales, Pleurotaceae. The transcript has 2 exons. Gene Ontology annotation, molecular function: oxidoreductase activity, acting on single donors with incorporation of molecular oxygen, incorporation of two atoms of oxygen; metal ion binding. The coding region runs from base 1 to 1923 and encodes 640 amino acids.